AUGAGAAGAGGUUCCCUGAAAUUGUGCUGUGUGAGGCUGAGGAUUGGUACAGAGUUAGGCUGCAUUGUCAAGAAGGUCUUCAAAAUUUUACAGCGGGAGUUCAUCAAGGAGUUGGAACUGAAUACGGUGUGUGAUCUCUCCACACUGGCCCAUUUUGUACCUUUCAUCUGCAAGAUGAGUCAUCUUCACAAAAUCAUGCUCCCAACCCAUGCUAGUACGUGUCUCCAAGACCCCACCCACACUCCUGCAAAGGGCAGUACCACUGACAGGAACAAGAAGUAUGUCCACAAGAUCAUUUCUCUGUUCUCCAAACUCAACUGUCUCAAGCAUGCCACCACAGAUGAUGUCUGUUUCCUCAAUGACCACAUGAAACAGUUGCUUAGGUGCCUGAAGACGCCGUUGGAGUCCCUGUCCAUCUCUUUCUGCAAUAUCUCACAGUCAGACUUGGAGUCCUUUGCCCAGUGGGGUUACUAUCAGCUUAAACAUCUGUACCUGAGAGGUGUCAAUUUAAGUGAUUUGAAUUUCAUGCCUCUCAAAGUUUUCUUACAGAGUGUUGCAGACACUCUGCUGACCCUGGAAUUAGAAGACUGUAGGAUGAAGGACCCUGUCCUUCUCCCUGCCCUGAGCCAAUGCUCCCUGCUGACCAGCAUCAAUCUUUAUGACAAUGAAAUUUCCACCAGUGCCCCGAAAGACCUUCUGUACCACACUGCCAACCUAACCCAGCUGACCAAGGAGCUGUACCCUGCUCCUAAAGAGAUCUAUAAUCACUUUGGUUAUAUCAGGGUAGAGACAUUUUCCCAAUGUUGUACUGAGCUGAAGAGCAAGACACUCAUCACUGUAAGGCAGCUCAGGUCAAUCUGCUUAGGUAGCAAUCCCUGUUAUGGCUGUGGUGAGCGUUAUUUCUAUGAACUGGAGACAACACUUUGA
Messenger RNA from Peromyscus eremicus (cactus mouse), 927 nucleotides. Its product is annotated as preferentially expressed antigen in melanoma-like protein 7. The record is from RefSeq and is a predicted model, not a curated record. Lineage: Eukaryota; Metazoa; Chordata; Mammalia; Rodentia; Cricetidae. Gene Ontology annotation, cellular component: cytoplasm.